Molecule: messenger RNA, 578 nt
Organism: Arachis ipaensis
Lineage: Eukaryota; Viridiplantae; Streptophyta; Magnoliopsida; Fabales; Fabaceae
Product: large ribosomal subunit protein eL20z
Source: RefSeq, a predicted model, not a curated record
GAACCACCUCCGCCAGCUGCAGCGAUGAAGGCAACAUGCCUCCCUACUAUGGAACCUUUCAAGGCGUCGCUAACUUCUAUCCUCCUCAGCCCUCGUCCUCCCAUAAUUCUUACCAAGGAUACACCCUCCUUCCCGUUUAUGCUGUUCUUGAGGGACACCCCAUAAGAGAACGCCGUCUUCCUUGCUGCGGACUUGGUCUGGGUUGGUGCAUGUUUAUACUGGGAUUCUUUCUUGGGGGCAUUCCCUGGUAUUUCGGAACUUUCUUGCUACUAUGUACGCGGGUGGAUUACCGAGAAAAGCCUGGAUUGAUUGCGUGCACAAUUGUUUCCCUCAUAAUUGUGAUAGCCAUUACCCUUGGCUCGAGUCAUCGACAUUUUGUUUGGUGGACAUGAAGCAUAAAUUUCACUGUACAGCAUGUUCUGCAAAACCUGUGGAACUUUUCUUCUUGUAAUUCAUACUCUUCAACUCAUGCGAAAGUUGCACUUAGCAAUUGGCUGCUGCGCCUGUAAAUUGCAACUCAAAAACAUUUUUCCAUGUUGACAAAGUUUGGAAUGAAAACAAAAACAAAUAUAUCCAAC